AUGGACGCAAAGCAGCAGCGGCACCUCAACUCGCUCGGAGUAGAGGUCCCUUGCGCACCAGAAACGCACUACGAGACGAGCGCGACGCAGACUUCAUCGAUACUCACUCUGGCGCUCGAGUACCUCGAUGAGAGGGAGCGCGAAGGAAAACCUCUGGCGUGGGAGCCCGAGGCGCCACUUAUGCACCCCAUCGACAUCUACGAGGCACGGCGGCUGUUAUUGCUACAAGUCUGA
Molecule: messenger RNA, 234 nt
Organism: Colletotrichum lupini
Lineage: Eukaryota; Fungi; Ascomycota; Sordariomycetes; Glomerellales; Glomerellaceae
Exons: 2
Coding region: 1-234 (77 amino acids)
Source: RefSeq, a predicted model, not a curated record